AUGGACGGAGAGAUGCAAUUAAGGCGGCUUUUAAAAACGAAGGAAAUCUUUGUUGGAAACCUGCCUCUGGAUAUCAAAGUGGAAGAGAUUGUCUUCUUAUUCAAGGAUUUCGGGAUCAAAUCUUUGAAGAAGCACAAUAACUCCUUCAGAAGUUUUGCAUUUCUGGAAUUGAUGUCCCUGGAAGCUGCAAAAUUAGCAAUCCAGCUUUUGAACGGAUACUUCGUGAAAGGCCGGCCGAUGUCCGUCUCGUUUAUGGAAAACCGUAAAACCCACGAGGUUCUGAAAACCAGCACUCCGAUGCCGGGUUUAGAAGUAAUCCCCGCCAGCGAAGGUGGAUUGACUAACGGUGGCAUCCACAUCUCCCCUGUAAAUCAGAGAGUCGACUAUGUUGUCCCCAUGGAAAUGAGGAGUUCGUUUCUCUCCCACAUGCUGAACAGCUGCUUCGGAGACGCCACGUGGCUCCGUUCCGUGGUCUCCGUGACGGGGGAGGUGGGGCUUUUGGUGACGGACACGCUUCCGCUGAUGCCGUACUUCUGGGCCAUCGUCCUCAACGAGGAAUGCUGCAAAUCCAUGGAGAAACUCUUCACGGCUUUGGCCAAGGCCGAGUGCGGCCUGGGCUUCCUGGCCAAAGGGGAGAUCCAGAGGGGGACGCGGUGCCUGGCCCAGUGCGACAUCGGGGAUGGGGGCAGCGCCUGGAACAGAUGCUGGGUGCUGGAGCCCCUGGGCGACCUGGGCGUGGUCUUCUUUCUGGACUUCGGCCGCUGCGCCAGCGUCCCCUUGAACUCGCUACGCAAGCUGGACGGGGAGCAAUUCUGGGAAAUCCGCCCUCUGGCUCAGCCCUUCAUGCUGGAGGAAGGCGUUUUCCCCCCACAAGACAUCCGACGACAAAUCCUGGUAGGAACCUUGAAAGGACCUUCUCAAUGGGAGCCACACAUUUUAAAGUUCGUGGUCAAAACAGGCUAA
Molecule: messenger RNA, 963 nt
Organism: Thamnophis elegans (Western terrestrial garter snake)
Lineage: Eukaryota; Metazoa; Chordata; Lepidosauria; Squamata; Natricidae
Gene: TDRD10
Product: tudor domain containing 10
Exons: 11
Coding region: 1-963 (320 amino acids)
Cellular component (GO): cytoplasm; nucleus
Molecular function (GO): mRNA binding
Source: RefSeq, a predicted model, not a curated record